GUGACUGCUGAUCAGGUCAUAAGGGACGCGCCUGACUUUUCACGUGAUAUCACUUCUGUUCUCGAGCUGAGAGGAAGUGCGGGUUUAUUAAAGCGAGUUUCUGAUUUAUUGACCAUCAAACCGAGAGGGAGAGGAGAUUGAGCGGAAUCAGAAUGAAGAGUUUGGCUGUCCUGUGCCUGCUGUCAGCUCUGUCUGUGAGCUGGACUCGUCCACAUUUUGGUCUACUCUCGGAUCAGUUGAUCAACCACGUCAAUAAAGCAAACACCACUUGGAGGGCUGGGCAUAACUUCCCAAAUGCAGAUUACAGCUAUGUGAUGCAGCUGUGUGGAACCAUGCUGAAGGGUCCCAAACUCCCAGUCAUGGUUCAGUAUGCUGGAGACAUGAAGCUUCCAGAAAGCUUCGAUCCUAGAGAGCAGUGGCCUAACUGCCCCACCCUGAAAGAGAUUAGAGAUCAGGGUUCCUGUGGCUCAUGCUGGGCUUUUGGAGCAGCUGAAGCGAUCUCUGAUAGAAUCUGUAUUCACAGCAAUGGCAAAGUGAGUGUAGAGAUCUCUUCUGAGGACUUGCUGACCUGUUGUGACAGUUGUGGGAUGGGGUGUAACGGUGGAUACCCUUCUGCAGCUUGGGAGUUCUGGGAAAGUGAAGGUUUGGUAUCAGGCGGACUCUACAAUUCACAUUUAGGCUGUCGGCCAUAUUCCAUCGAGCCUUGUGAGCAUCAUGUGAAUGGCAGUCGUCCUCCGUGCACAGGGGAGGGUGGAGACACUCCUAACUGUGAGAAGAAGUGUGAACCUGGCUACAGUGUCUCUUACAAGCAAGACAAACACUUUGGAAAGCAGUCCUACAGUGUCCCCUCUGAUGAGAAGCAGAUAAUGCAAGAGCUCUACAAGAAUGGCCCAGUUGAGGGAGCCUUUACUGUUUAUGAGGACUUUCUUCUGUACAAGUCUGGUGUCUAUCAGCAUGUCAGUGGCUCCGCAGUAGGAGGCCAUGCUAUUAAGAUCCUGGGCUGGGGAAAGGAAAAUGGUACCCCUUACUGGUUGGCUGCAAACUCUUGGAACACUGACUGGGGUGAAAAUGGCUAUUUCAAGAUCCUGCGAGGUAAAGAUCACUGUGGCAUUGAGUCCGAGAUGGUGGCUGGUAUCCCUAAGUGAGUCCAGUGUUCAGCGCUGGUCCUUAGCCUUGGUUUCACUUGAGUUUCACUGUCCAGCACAUUUUGAUGCUUUCUCUGCUUCCCUUCCACCACAACUGACCUAUUAUUUAAGUCAUUUAACGAAACUGAAUUAAGGUAAAGUGGGUGUGUCAAAUAGAGCUGCGAUUGACAUAAAUUUGGAGCCGAUAAGUUUUUAGAAACUACACUGAUGAUUGUCAACAAAUCCUUGCAGCCUUAUUGUUAAAGCAGGGAAAAUGUAAAUGUGUGUGGAAGAGGACUUCCAGAAACAAGGUUGGAACCACAGCCAAAAAGGUCCGAAAAGGGAUAAAAAUUCAGGUGUUACAACAAAUGACAAGGCACUCAGUUUUUCUUCUGUGAAAUUCUGUCUUUUUAAUCAUGUUUUUGUAGACAUUUCCUAACAAUGUCAGCAAUUUAACUUCCUUUUUAAUUUCUAAUGGUCAUUUUAUUUAGAGAGAUACUUUAAAAUGUGUGAAUUAUGUUGCUGCUGCACAGCUACACAAACACAGCAACAAAGCCUACUGCAAAUGUUUUUAUGCUCAAGAAUUCAGAAUUCAGUCUCCUUGUUGGUCAGUAAUCUGAUGCGAGGCAAUGUGCUUUAACUGGUUGUGUAUAUUCUGAUUUUAGAGACUUCAUCUAAAUGUAACUGAUUCUGAAGCUUGAAAUAAAAUUUCUAUUAAAAUAUAACAA
Astyanax mexicanus (Mexican tetra) is the source of this 1852-nucleotide messenger RNA. RefSeq names its product cathepsin Ba (gene ctsba). Gene Ontology annotation, molecular function: cysteine-type endopeptidase activity. Gene Ontology annotation, cellular component: lysosome. Gene Ontology annotation, biological process: regulation of catalytic activity. The transcript is spliced from 10 exons. Bases 153 to 1145 code for a protein of 330 amino acids. The record is from RefSeq and is a predicted model, not a curated record. Lineage: Eukaryota; Metazoa; Chordata; Actinopteri; Characiformes; Acestrorhamphidae.